This is a messenger RNA of Zygosaccharomyces rouxii, 1626 nucleotides long. It is a transcript of the gene SSZ1, whose product is annotated as ribosome-associated complex protein SSZ1. The record is from RefSeq and is a predicted model, not a curated record. The transcript has a single exon. Lineage: Eukaryota; Fungi; Ascomycota; Saccharomycetes; Saccharomycetales; Saccharomycetaceae. Bases 1 to 1626 code for a protein of 541 amino acids. Gene Ontology annotation, cellular component: cytoplasm. Gene Ontology annotation, biological process: cytoplasmic translation; protein refolding; regulation of translational fidelity. Gene Ontology annotation, molecular function: misfolded protein binding; ATP hydrolysis activity; heat shock protein binding.
AUGUCUUCUCCAAUUAUCGGUAUUACCUUUGGUAACAGUACCUCCUCCAUUGCUUACAUCAACCCAAAGAACGAUGUUGAUGUUAUUGCAAACCAAGAUGGUGAACGUGCAAUUCCAUCUGUUCUUUCUUACGUAGGUGAAGAUGAGUACCAUGGUGGUCAAGCAUUGCAACAGUUGAUUAGAAAUCCAAAGAAUACUAUCAUUAAUUUCCGUGACUUUAUCGGUUUGCCAUUUGCUGAAGCUGAUGUUUCUAAAUGUGCUAACGGUUCACCCGCAGUUGAAGUUGACGGUAAAGUUGGAUUUAUUGUCUCUAGAGGUGAAGGUAAAGAGGAAAAGCUUACCGUCGAUGAAGUUGUCUCUAGACACUUGCGUAAAUUGAAAUCUGCAGCUGAAGAUUAUGUUGGUUCUCAGAUCUCUGACAUUGUAUUGACCGUUCCAACCACUUUUACCGAGGUGCAAAAGGACGCAUUGAAGGCUGCUGCUAAAAAGGUCGGAUUGAAGGUUAUUCAAUUGAUUAAUGAACCAACCUCCUCCCUUUUGGCCCAUGUCGAAAAAUUCCCAUUCAACCAAGACGUCAACGUUGUCGUUGCCGAUUUCGGUGGUACAAGAUCUGAUGCUGCUGUUAUCGCUAUCCGUAACGGUAUCUUCACAGUCUUAGCCUCCAAGCAUGACACUAAUUUGGGUGGUGAUGAAUUAGAUGGUGCAUUGAUCGAAUUUUUCGCCAAGGAUUUCGAAAAGAAGAACAAAUCUAACCCAACAUCCAAUGCUAGAUCUUUGGCUAAACUAAGGCAUAACGCUAUUAUCACUAAGAAGACCUUAUCUAACACACAAACCGCUACGAUAUCUAUUGAAUCAUUGGCUGAUGGUUUCGAUUAUCACACUUCUGUCAACAGAAUGAGAUUCGAAUUGGUCACUAGCAAGGUCUUCUCUAAAUUUUCAUCUUUCAUCACAGAUGUUAUUGCUCAAGCUGAACUAGAUCCAUUGGAUAUCAAUGCAGUUCUAUUAUGUGGUGGUGUUUCUUACACACCAAAAUUGGCAAGCAACUUAGAAUUUUUGUUGCCUGAAUCCGUUGCCAUUUUGGGUCCUGGUUCUAAGAAUGCAUCUAAUGCUCCUAACGAAUUGUGUGCAUCCGGUGCUGCUUUGCAAGCUAGAUUGGUUAGCGAUUACGAUGCUGAAGAAUUGGCUUCCGCUCUACAACCUGCUAUCAUUAACACUCCACAUUUGCCUAACGCCAUCGGUCUUUUGGGUGCCCAAGGUGAAUUCCAUCCAGUGUUGUUACCUGAAACUUCUUAUCCUGUGCAAAAGAAGCUAACUCUAAAGGAUGCUCAAGGUGAUCUACUGAUUGCUGUUUACGAAGGUAAGCACCAUUUCGAAGAAAAAACUUUAGAUCCACCAUCAAAGGAGGAAAAGAAAGAAGCUGAUGACGAAGAUGAAGAAUGGUCUAGUGAAGAAGAAGAACCUGAAGUCAUUAGAGAAAAGCUAUACACCCCACAAACCAAAUUGAUGGAGUUGGGUGUCAAGGGCGUCAAGGGUUUGGAAGUAGCCUUCAACCUCAACAAAAAUGGUGUGCUGAGAGUUACCGCCAAGGAUCUAAAGACCGGUAACGUGGUGAAAGGUGAAUUGUAA